CCUUCGCAAUCUUUUUUUGGUUUAUGUAGCCCAUCUCCCCAUUACCUUCGCGUCCAACCAGAAUAGCGCCACACCGUUUUGGAAGGCAAUCAGGUGGCACUAACUUCAACACGAGAGCAUCGUUUCACUAUCUCGGAGGUGCCGAUGAACCACAUUCUGCACUACUCAAUUAACAAAAAUGUGACACCUCAAACGUCAACCUUUACUUUCAAGGGCAUUUCGCCAGGCUGACUGUAACCAGGAUGAGUUUCGCGCUCCCCAAAAGCGAAUCGAAGACCUCCUUGCUGCGAUCCUCCGCACAGACCAGGAGAGCAGCAGCAGCAGCUCAGCAUCCCGGAGCCCGACGAACACACCAUCAGCGUUCAGCGGCGGCGUCCGCGGCAUCUGGCACGGAGACCGGCCCAGACGAGUCGUUUAUGUCAGCGGAUUGCGACGCGAGCUCGCGGAGACCCCUGUGUCACCCCUCACUGGUCGGUAACCGGAAUAGCGCGGAGAAGAGCCACCCACAGCACUCCCACUCGCACGGACACACUCUUCCCACUGCACGCAGCCAGGAGGACCUGUCGGAACUCCGGGAGCGCAAAACUGCCAGACGACACCACCAUCAUCAUCAUCACCAUCAUCAUCACCACCAUCAUCACCGGCACCGGUCCACCCGGGACGACCUGCCCCAAGAGCCCCGACCGAAACACUCUCACGCCGCUCGCAUGCCGAGCAGAACUCAGUCGUUCUCUGAGUGCAGGGACGAACCGGUUGUCUGUUUUGACUCACCCCGACUGGACCGGACUCGACCGGGGUCGUCCACGAGCAAAGAGGCGUGUCUUUCCUCCACCGCCUCAUCCUCACCGGUACCCGCGUCCUCCUGCCGCUCAUCCAGGAGGUCAGCCAGGUCCAGCGCAGCAGCAUCGGAGGCAGAUCUAAAUCUGCGCCCUUUCCUAAACUCAGUGUUUGGACAGAAUCGAGAGUUGAGACCAGAAGAGAUUGAUGAGUUGCGAGAAGCUUUUAAGGAGUUUGACAAAGAUAAAGAUGGUUUCAUCGGCUGUAAGGAUCUGGGGAACUGUAUGAGAACUAUGGGCUACAUGCCCACUGAAAUGGAACUAAUUGAACUCAGCCAACAAAUCAACAUGAAUCUUGGUGGCCAUGUGGAUUUCGAUGACUUUGUAGGAUUGAUGGGACCUAAACUCCUCGCUGAAACAGCAGAUAUGAUUGGCAUUAAAGAGCUAAGGAAUGCUUUUAAAGAGUUUGACACAAAUGGAGAUGGAGAGAUUAGCACAGGAGAACUGAGAGAAGCUAUGAGAAAACUGCUAGGACAGCAGGUUGGUCAUCGAGACCUGGAAGACAUACUUAAAGACAUUGAUUUAAAUGGAGAUGGCAGAGUAGACUUUGAAGAGUUUGUGCGCAUGGUGUCCCGCUGAAAGAGAGGUUUUUAUGCCGUCUACUAUACAAGAAAGUAAGAUGCUGUGCUGCUUCCUGCUGGUCAAAGCAGACAGAGUAUUAAACUACUGCAAGAAAAGCCUUGCUGAGCCAGUAUUUUAUUGUAUAAAAACUGAAAACUGGACUUGUUUGAAAAAAAACUGAUGACGACUCAUGCACGUAUAUACACACAAGCACAUAUACAGAUAUACUGUAGCCAAGUGUCUCUGCACUUUCAACCAUGCAAGACCAAACUUUUACUUGCACAUUUGGGGGUGGGUAUCAUACUUAAUAAUGGCAAUACAAAAUUAUGCGUUGUCCUGUUGUCACCUAUAUGUGUCUCUCUGAUAACUAUAGGCAAAGAGCGUUUUAAAAUCACAUUCUACAAUGUUUUUUCUUUUGUUUCCCGUAAUAUAAAGGGAUGAGCACAUUAAUGAUAUGUUAUGUAUAUAAGUCAAGCUCAACUACCUAACACAACUGUGAGUCAAGUUUAUUUUUAUUACAAACAUGUUAAACACUUUGUUACAAAAAUAAAUAAAUCAAACAGUCUAUACCACUGUGCAGCUUAGGUUUACUAACACUCAAAUAUGAAAAUGAAAACAAAUUGGCCUGUUUUUAUAGACUUAUUUUAACACAGACUGUUUCUAAAUUUAAAAUUGUUUGACCGGAUUAACUAUUUUUAGUUGUCAUGGUGACAUACUUGUAAGGAAACUAAAUCCAAGUCUAUUUAAAGCAAUGCAAAGUAUCCAUAUACAGACAACAUCUGAUCAUCACAUGCUUGAGAAACAGACUGUGAAGAUGUAUUUCUUUAAUCCUUUUUAUGUCUGUUUGCGUGAUUUGUGUCAGAGACAUUUGUAGUCUUAAAUUAUAAUCUGACUCCUUGCAUGCCAAAGUGAGUUUCAUACAUUGUAACAAAUGAAGCAAAUAAAAACAUUGGAGUGUC
Molecule: messenger RNA, 2356 nt
Organism: Misgurnus anguillicaudatus (oriental weatherfish)
Lineage: Eukaryota; Metazoa; Chordata; Actinopteri; Cypriniformes; Cobitidae
Gene: cabp1a
Product: calcium binding protein 1a
Cellular component (GO): cytoplasm
Molecular function (GO): calcium channel regulator activity; calcium ion binding
Source: RefSeq, a predicted model, not a curated record